CUUUAGACGCGCAAGCGCUAGCCGGUAGAUUUUACCUAGUUUUCAUUACACGGUUUACGCGUGCAGUCGAAAGCGAGGUGAUCAUCUAUUUUUGUUUGUCCAGAAUUUCGAAGCAAUUGCUAUCGAGCACAGAGAUUCAAUGUCUGCCAUUCUCAACGCAUGUGGAAAUGAUACUGGAUCUCCUUCAAUAUCAAAGGCUGAGGAUAAUCUAUCCAAUAGUGACGGACCGCUGAUUAAGGGCUGUGUUCGUCAAAAUAGCUGCAGUAGCGUACAUAUAAGUUCCGAAAACGUUAACCGAACGACGAUUGUAUCAUCUCAUACCAUGUCGGUAUCUAACGAGAAACUAGGAAAACGACACUAUUCUCUAUGGACCGUAACUUUCGUCCUAGCAAUAAUCGGUCUUUGCAAUCUCUUCCUUAAUAUCACUGUGAUAGCUGUUUUACGAAUCAGUCAAGGAAUGGAAGCAAUGGAAGUGAUACCUGAUGAGAAUCUUGUAAAAUUUUAUGGGAAAACCGACUUAGACAGGAUAUGCUUACAAUCAGGAAUUUGUCAAAGUUAUGGAGACGAAUCAAUGGAAAUUUCUGGUGACGAAGCUGGUGUGCAGAUACAAGUGAAUAAUCAUCGAUUAUACGAUGAAACACGUACCAAAGUAACGAUUUUAUCAAAUGGUACCACCAUGUCAAAAAUAGAAUCUUUUGAAGUGAAAGAUCCCCGAACUGGAACUAUCUAUUUCACUACUGAUUUUCCAAAUUUCGGUUUACCUGCGGGAGUAGAUAAAAUCGAUGUGAAAAUUGCCGAAACCCAUAGAAUUACAUCACCGGUUAAUGAAAGUCUCACUGUAAACUCCGACAAUCAAAUUUCUAUGCAGGGCGCAGAAGGCGCUAGCAUGGAAAGCAAAGAUAUUAUUUGGAGUGCAGAUACGGAUAUUUUCUUAAAAAGCAUUAACGGAAGCAUCGUCUUUAAUGCUAAAGAUGGUAUCUUUAUUGAUAUAGAGAAUAUACCAGUUGCGCCAAUGUUUCUACAGAAUUCUUCUGGUCACGAACAAUAUAAAGUUUGCAUUUGCAUGCCACAAGGAAAACUGUUUAAAGUGUUGGUUCGUACAGGUACUAGUAGUCGAUCAAUAAACUGUGCUCGCAUCAGUCGAACUCCAGAAAACGACCCUUGCUUGCGAUAGGAUCAAGCAAAUACUGAGUUUUCUUAUUACGAUUUUAUUAACAUAUCCAACACUGCCAAAUAUAUAGAACUAA
Eufriesea mexicana is the source of this 1247-nucleotide messenger RNA. It is a transcript of the gene Scgbeta, whose product is annotated as sarcoglycan beta. The transcript has 4 exons. The record is from RefSeq and is a predicted model, not a curated record. Bases 140 to 1174 code for a protein of 344 amino acids. Gene Ontology annotation, biological process: muscle organ development. Lineage: Eukaryota; Metazoa; Arthropoda; Insecta; Hymenoptera; Apidae. Gene Ontology annotation, cellular component: sarcolemma; sarcoglycan complex.